UAAGCUCAAAUUUGAAUGUGUGGGGCCAAUGCACUGCCAGACAGAGUCAGUGAGGCAGCAGGACUUGAGGCAAGCCUUCCUUGGCCUAAGACUAAGAAAAACACCCUGGAAUCCACAAUGGACAGCCUCCUGAUGAAGCAGAGGAAGUUUCUCUACCAUUUCAAGAAUGUCCGCUGGGCUAAGGGUCGCCAUGAGACCUACUUGUGCUACGUGGUGAAGCGGCGGGACAGUGCCACCUCCUUUUCAUUGGACUUCGGUCACCUUCGAAACAAGAACGGCUGCCACGUGGAACUGCUCUUCCUCCGCUACAUCUCCGACUGGGACCUGGACCCUGGCCGCUGCUACCGUGUCACCUGGUUCACCUCCUGGAGCCCCUGCUACGACUGCGCCCGGCACGUGGCCGACUUUCUGAGGGGGUACCCCAACCUCAGUCUGAGGAUCUUCACCGCGCGCCUCUACUUCUGCGAGGACCGCAAGGCCGAGCCCGAGGGGCUGCGGCGCCUGCACCGCGCGGGCGUCCAAAUCGCCAUCAUGACCUUCAAAGAUUAUUUUUACUGCUGGAAUACUUUUGUGGAAAAUCGUGAAAAAACUUUCAAAGCCUGGGAGGGGUUGCACGAAAAUUCAGUUCGUCUAUCCAGACAGCUUCGACGCAUUCUUUUGCCCCUGUAUGAGGUUGAUGACUUGAGAGAUGCAUUUCGUACUUUGGGACUUUGACAGCAGCCUCCAAGAAUGUCACAUAUUAUAAGCUAUCUCUGAAGACAAUGGGUAAAAGGACGAUCUUUCAAGAAGUCUGUUUUUCUUCAACUCUCACUUCCUUAGAGUUUAGAGAAAAAAAUAUUCGUAUACAGGGCUUGUUUAAAAAACAUCUGGAAAGUGGACCAGGAGCACAGGCCCACCGAGGUAGCGGUGCAACCGGUGCAGGUUUUAAUGCAACAGCGCCCUCUACUGUGAAAUGACAGAAUUGCAGGGCCUGGGAGCGCCUAAAGUGUCCUGUUCUAUGACUUUUAGGCUGGGAGGAAACAGAAGGUAACCCCCUAAAAGCAUGGUGAGAAGAUCAAAUAUUUUUGUAAUCAGUUUCCUCUAUUAUUCGUUCUGAGUUUUUCAAGGAUAUUACUGAUACAUUUUUGUACUCUUUGCCUUUGGGGUUCACUUUCAAGUGAACAGACCUCCACCAGUCCAUGAUCUAUGUAGAACCACCUAAUGAAAGACUCUGGGUGAUUGUAACCCCCAAACAUCUUCUCAGAGCAUUAAUAUCUAAGCAUGUGCUGUCUGUUUUAAUUGUGUGAGGCACGUUUUCCUGUUUGUACACACAACGGUUUUUUUCUUGGUAUGGAAUAUGCGCGAUCACCUUCAGGCUAUUUUAUAAUAAAGGAUCUUAAAAUGAA
Molecule: messenger RNA, 1385 nt
Organism: Leopardus geoffroyi (Geoffroy's cat)
Lineage: Eukaryota; Metazoa; Chordata; Mammalia; Carnivora; Felidae
Gene: AICDA
Product: activation induced cytidine deaminase
Exons: 5
Coding region: 16-714 (232 amino acids)
Biological process (GO): defense response to virus; cytidine to uridine editing; negative regulation of single stranded viral RNA replication via double stranded DNA intermediate
Cellular component (GO): P-body; cytoplasm; nucleus
Molecular function (GO): cytidine deaminase activity; zinc ion binding; RNA binding
Source: RefSeq, a predicted model, not a curated record